AAUCACUUUCACAGUUUCAUUCAAGGACAUAAAAUUUGUCCACAUUAAAAUCCACGUCACCAACACCAGAUAAGCAAGAGGAUAAGCCAUAUUCUUUUUUCACCGUCAGAUGGAUACUCUCCAUAAUCCAACGGCCAAAAACACAUAACCUUAGAUUAUCCAUAAUCAUCAUCAUCACCACCCACAUCAAAUACACUCAUUUCCAAUUCAAAAAAACUCACAACAACACAACACUCCAUUUUCUAUUCACACCCCCCCUCCAAAUGGCAUCCGCAACAGCCACCGCCGCUGCCACCUCAUCCCUCAUCGGAACUCGUCUCCGCGGAGUUCAAUACAAUUCCGGCCGAAUCCAAGCCCGAUUCGGCUUCGGAAAAAAGAAAGCAGCACCAAAGAAACCAUCACGAUCGAGUCCAACCACCGAUCGUCCAUUAUGGUAUCCAGGUGCAAAGUCACCGGAAUGGCUUGACGGAAGUUUGAUCGGAGAUUACGGAUUCGAUCCAUUCGGUUUGGGGAAACCAGCUGAGUAUUUGCAAUUCGAUCUUGAUUCACUUGAUCAGAAUUUAGCAAAGAAUCUUGCCGGAGAUGUUAUCGGAACUAGAACGGAAUUCUCCGACGUGAAAUCGACACCGUUUCAGCCUUACACUGAAGUAUUUGGACUUCAGAGGUUUAGAGAAUGUGAAUUGAUUCAUGGAAGAUGGGCUAUGCUUGCUACUCUUGGUGCUCUUACUGUUGAAUGGCUUACUGGUGUUACUUGGCAAGAUGCUGGAAAGGUGGAGCUAGUAGAAGGGUCAACAUAUCUUGGACAACCACUUCCAUUCUCCAUCACAACACUAAUCUGGAUUGAAGUUCUUGUAAUUGGAUACAUUGAAUUCCAGAGGAAUGCAGAGCUUGAUUCAGAAAAGAGACUAUACCCAGGUGGAAAAUUCUUUGACCCACUCGGUUUAGCAGCCGACCCAGAAAAGAAAGCAACUCUUCAAUUGGCCGAAAUCAAACACGCUCGUCUUGCUAUGGUUGCAUUCCUUGGUUUUGCUGUUCAAGCUGCUGCUACUGGUAAAGGCCCUCUUAACAACUGGGCUACACAUUUGAGUGAUCCUCUUCACACUACCAUCAUUGAUACCUUUUCUUCCUCUUAGUUCUUAUUAACUCAUGUAUGCUUUUCUACAUAUAUGUAUGUAUGUAUAAAUGCUAUUUGGCAUUGGUUGUAAACAUUGUGCUUAGUUUGAUUAGUACUUGUGAGAUUAGUACUUGUGAUGAAAUUCCUAACGUGAAUUGGAGCAGUUAAGCUUAAUUUUGUUUUCUGCUUUAUAAUUAAGCACAAAAUUUGAGGGCAAUGAAGAACAUUAUAACACGAUUAUGAAUAA
This is a messenger RNA of Trifolium pratense (red clover), 1361 nucleotides long. Its product is annotated as chlorophyll a-b binding protein CP29.1, chloroplastic. Gene Ontology annotation, biological process: photosynthesis, light harvesting in photosystem I; response to light stimulus. Gene Ontology annotation, cellular component: chloroplast thylakoid membrane; plastoglobule; chloroplast envelope. The transcript has 2 exons. The coding region runs from base 264 to 1133 and encodes 289 amino acids. The record is from RefSeq and is a predicted model, not a curated record. NCBI's taxonomy places the organism in Eukaryota, Viridiplantae, Streptophyta, Magnoliopsida, Fabales, Fabaceae.